Messenger RNA from Porites lobata, 1470 nucleotides. The record is from the annotation of a GenBank genome assembly. NCBI's taxonomy places the organism in Eukaryota, Metazoa, Cnidaria, Anthozoa, Scleractinia, Poritidae.
AUGAUUGACAGCUCCACGGAAGUUAUCUUUCUCGACGAGGCACACAACAACCUCCUCGACAUCGAUGACUGGAAGAUAAUUUGUCAAGGCGGUUUUACAUCCCACGAUGUAAAAUGGAAGAAGGCCCAGGGGUUCCACUGCCGUGCAAGUAUGUACAUUACAUGUCAACAGGAGAUGGACUUUGGCGAGGCCCACAAUGACGCGAUGAACCGAAGACUUCACAAGAACUUCUUCAGAAGCUUGGCGCAAGUUAACCCAGAGGCCAACCAGUGGCUGCGAGAACAUGCAAUGGACUGCAUCGUAUGGGCCCAAAAGAUGGUUGCUACAAACUCCACUACCGCACAGACUGGAAGGACUUUAGGAGAGCGUGAGGACGGUUUAGAAAGUGAAGACAUUCGGAGAACUUUGUCCGUUUCCCUACUAGACGACCACGCCCCCGAGUGCAACACGGAAGGCGGUGAAAUCUCACUCACGGAUGAAGAGGAGAGUGAAGCCGAAAGCGACUGCUCCGAUGAAAAUGAAGAUAACAACCACAUAGACAAGCUUCGCCAUGAGCUCGAAAAGGCGGUGCCGGGUGGGUUUCGGCACAGACAGCUGAGCAUGCUCCUGCGAAACGCUCAAACACAGCACAAAGCCAUCCAAGAUCGUCAAAUCGCCGGACGUCGACGAUAUCUAGUAAAUUUAGGAGUGACCAGCAAAUCGCAGGCAGAUCGAUUGAUUACGCAUCCCGACGAGCCACUACCAACCGCCCUCGCCCGCAGAGAACAACAGGCCUUGAAUGAUAGGGCAGAACGUCUCGAAAAGCAAAGGGAAAGAGAUGAGCAGGAGAAAGUAAAAAAAGAAUUCUCUAAUCCGUGGCUGUUAGAAAUAGAAAAAGAAAUGGCCGAGAACAAUAUGCGUUUAGAGAGAGGCACAGACCCCGACAUGAGUGCAACGCUGACGAGUCCUUUGGAGAUUAAUUGUGAGAAACUCCGCGCAUUUCACGAAAAACAAGGUACCCUUCGCAUGCAGAUGGCCGUGGAAAAAAGGAAAGAAAUCUGUGUGAAACGUGGAUUAGUAGAUCCUAGGUACGCGAGUUCCGUUAGAGAUGUGUACUCACCUUUACCGGUUAUCGUCGAAGGUAGCAACCAAAACAUGUCCAGACCAACGGCUUCAAACGACGAUGGUAAUACGCCAAAGACACCAUCUUACGACCCGCCUGAGGACACGCACCAGACGAUGUUUACUCCACCUACGAGCCAGGAGGCCGUCGAAUCGGAGAGCGAGGACAUCUUCAUUACACCGAAGACACCUUGUUACGAGCCCUCAUUUGAUGAAAGCAUUUGUACAGGCUCUUCACCAUUACUGAGGCGAGUACCCUCACCUGACAACAGACCUUCGAAGCGAGCGAGACUCUCGAGAAGCCAAACAACAAAGGAACAGAAGCGGGUGACUAGCUUUUUCAGUUCGCAGAAACGUGUAAAAAAGUAG